Messenger RNA from Cavia porcellus (domestic guinea pig), 1692 nucleotides. RefSeq names its product glutaredoxin (gene Glrx). NCBI's taxonomy places the organism in Eukaryota, Metazoa, Chordata, Mammalia, Rodentia, Caviidae. The transcript is spliced from 3 exons. Gene Ontology annotation, molecular function: glutathione disulfide oxidoreductase activity. The record is from RefSeq and is a predicted model, not a curated record. Bases 87 to 407 code for a protein of 106 amino acids. Gene Ontology annotation, cellular component: mitochondrion.
AGAUAGCAGCCAGCUGGCCCGCGGUUCAGCAGCUCAGAGCUGUAUCUGCCUUUGGGGGUUCUUCCUAGGAGACUGAAGCCUGCGGCAUGGCUCAAGCGUUUGUGAACGGCAAAAUCCAGUCCGGGAAGGUGGUUGUGUUCAUCAAACCCACCUGCCCCUACUGCAGAAAGACCCAAGAGAUCCUCAGUCAGUUGCCCUUCAGAGAGGGGUUUCUCGAAUUCGUGGAUAUUACAGCCACCAGCAACACAAGUGAGAUUCAGGAUUAUCUGCAACAGCUGACAGGCGCCAGAACGGUCCCCCGGGUGUUCAUCGGGAGAGACUGCAUCGGGGGCUGCAGUGACUUGGAGACAUUGCAGCAGAACGGGGAGCUGCUGACCCGGCUGAAGCAGAUUGGCGCUCUGCAGUGACUCCAGAACAGACCCCGUGCUGCUGUCACCCGUGAGAGCUGGAUGACAUCGAAAAGAAUGAUGGUACUUCCUGGUGACGGGAUUUUUGAACAAAAUCAGCUUUUUUUUUUUCCUUCUUCUUUGCCUCAAAAAGUAGACCAACUUGUCCCUCAUGACAGGGCCAAGAAGAUUGAUGAACUACUGUGGGUUUCUUCUGGGUUUGCCCCGUAGCUCCCAGGAGACAAUGACAGGUUCUGGUUUAGGAGUCACUCACUGAUCCACACGAUCUUUCUCUUCUGCGCAUUUCUAACAAACUCUUCUCCGAGGGCCAGCACCUCCAGCUCUAAGGCAAUGUUCCUCAGUCAUGUGUAUCCAGACACCCCAUCUCCCAGGAUGCAUCUACAGUUGGUUUUCUUUUGUUUUUGUGGGGUUUUUUCUUCUUUUUUUGUCUUGUCUUUUUGAGAUAGGGUUUCACCAUGCAGUUCAGGCAGGCCUUGAACUCAUUUUGUACCCAGGCUGGCCUCGAACUCACGGCAAUUCUCCUGCCUCAGCCUUCAGAGUGCUGGAAUUACACGUGUGUCCCACCGUGCCUGGCUAUAGUUGAUUUUCUGCUAUUGCUAUCAGCUGAAAUUAUUCUGAACCUGGCUCUGAGUGAUGAAAUUGGUGACUAUUUUGAACAUUGUUCUUCAAACCACACGCAUGCACUCUCCUAUCCUGUCUUCAGAAUCACAGCCAGAACCCAUCUUCAGUGUUCCCCAAUUUCAUAGAGGGUGUGAGCGCCCCAUGUGAGAACCUAUAUGAAAAAAUUAAGUCUUGAUUCUCACUUGGUAGUCUCUGGGCCAUGUGGGUGGCGAUUUGGAGCAGACGGUACAGUCACCUGGCAACGCCGUUACAUACAGAAGCUGUGUACUAAUGCUUUAGAUUACCAGAGAUAUUAAACCAUGAAAUGCAAAACAAGAUUGCAGAAAACUUGCAGCCCCCACCCUAGAAUAUAUCUAAGAAAGAAGCCAACUUUGAGAAACAUAAUCCUAAGUAAUUCCUUCUAUGGCUCACACACCUUAAAAAUUACUGUGAAAUUUGUGUUCUAUAAUUGCAAGAUCAAGUUAAUUUCUUUCUGUGGUCUCCAGUGAGGACAGUUAGUUUCUCUUCUAAUAAAGCAGUAGCUAUGAUGUGAUUUGUAUCUAGUUUUGUCCACAUUCUCAAGAAUUUUUUAAGGGAUAACAUUAAUGUGAAAUAUACUGUCUUAAAGUUUUGUGUUUGUCCCUGCCAUUAUAAUAAAGACAUGUGGGUCAUUGUUUACAUAUAA